AUGCAGGUGCAUCGUCAGCUAGGUAAGCCGCCACCUGAGAGCUCGCGCGUGCAGAAAUGCAAGCCACCGCAGAAUACAACAGCGAUAAACCAAGGAGAACAGAGAAUUCAGCCGACAAAAUCUACGAGGUCGCCGAGGCUCUCGACAACCGUCGAAGCUAAAAAGACAACGCAAAGCAUCGAAAAAGCAGUCGGCCGAUUGUACAGGGAGGGUCUCGACUGCAAAGCAAGUCCCAAAAAUCCACAAAGUCCAUCUGGGCCCACAAAGUCGAUCUUCGGCCCUCAAAGUCCAUCUGGACCAACGAAGCUCAUCUGGGCCAACGCAGAAGCAGCAAAACAGCCGUCGCUACAACCAGACAACCGGAGCCAGCACCAGCCUCCACGCGCAGCACAGUUGUCGGCGCGGACCAGCCGCCGACACGCGCGAGCAGCCAGCCAGCCCCAGCAGCGUAACCAGCAACCAGCAUGGACAGAGUCAUCGCAGUCGCGCUCAGCUUACUAUAAUCGACUGUCCAUUUGGAAGUUCAUCACCAAAGCCCGACAGGACUUCUGGAAGCGGUGGCAUUUGGAAUAUCUCAACGAGCUCCAGCAGCAUCAAAAAUGGCAUGACUCUACUGGAGAACUACGGAAAGGAAUGGUCGUCAUCCUCAUCGAUAAAAAUCAGCCUUGUACGCAGUGGCAGCUGGCAGUCGUUCAAGAGGUGCACCCGGGAACCGACGGACUCGCUCGAGUCGCCACCGUUCGAACUUCACGAGGGACUCUGAAGCGGAACAUCACUCAGCUGUGCCCUCUUCCCACGUCUUCAACGGAAGAAGCUGAAUGAAUUAUAUAUAUUUACACUCACAUACAUACACACUCAAUCACAUGUACAACCGUCGAAUGUACACCCUCUCGAACGAUGAUUUCGUUUGCUCGUGUUACUCGCAACGGGGGGAGAAUGUUCCGUCGAGACCCGAGGUGUAAGUUCCGCCGUGAAAACGGUGUCGAGCGAACUCAGCGAG
Nasonia vitripennis (jewel wasp) is the source of this 1000-nucleotide messenger RNA. RefSeq lists its product as uncharacterized. The coding region runs from base 1 to 822 and encodes 273 amino acids. The record is from RefSeq and is a predicted model, not a curated record. NCBI's taxonomy places the organism in Eukaryota, Metazoa, Arthropoda, Insecta, Hymenoptera, Pteromalidae. The transcript is spliced from 3 exons.